CAUUUCGAAGUAAGGUUAUAUUUACUUGUUAAAGAAGUUCCUCAUAACGUGGUUGUAAUAUAGGCUUAAAAAUUGACGUAUAAUCAUGACAGAUGAGAAUAUCGAAGAACUGGAUCCAUCAGAUUUAGGUACUCUCGAUUAUUGGGAAAGAGUUUACUCUGAAGAACUUGAUAAUUUUAAGGAUCAUGGGGAUGUAGGGGAGAUAUGGUUUGGUAGAAAUAAUUCACUGAAAGUUAUAAGCUGGAUUAUUAACCAUCUGAAGCUUAAUAAAAAAGAGGAUAAAAUAAUUGAUAUAGGGUGUGGAAAUGGAAUGACAUUAGUGGAACUAUCAAAAGAGUUUGAUAAACUAAUGGGUGUAGAUUAUUCGCAGAAAGCAAUUGAUUUAGCAUAUGAAAUACUCAAGGAAAAAAAUCUAUCACAUAUAGACUUGAAAGUUUAUGAUAUACUUGAUUCUGAAGUAUGUGAUUUACCAACUGAUUUUAAAGUAGUACAUGAUAAAGGAACAUAUGAUGCUAUCAGUUUGCAUCCUCAAGAUCCUGCAAUCAAAAGGCAGAAGUACAUAGAAAAUGUGUAUAAAAUUCUGUUGCCCGAUGGUUAUUUAGUUCUAACAUCUUGCAAUUGGACCAAAGAGGAAUUAAAGAAGCAUUUUCAAAAUCAUUUUGAUGUAUUACACACGCUGCCCUCUGAUACAUUCCAGUUUGGAGGACAAACUGGAAACACUGUAACACAAUUGAUCUUCCAAAAGAAAUAACAAAUAAAAGAAUUAAUUGC
Messenger RNA from Hylaeus volcanicus, 771 nucleotides. RefSeq names its product EEF1A lysine methyltransferase 2. Gene Ontology annotation, biological process: peptidyl-lysine monomethylation; peptidyl-lysine dimethylation. Gene Ontology annotation, cellular component: cytoplasm. The transcript is spliced from 4 exons. The record is from RefSeq and is a predicted model, not a curated record. Gene Ontology annotation, molecular function: protein-lysine N-methyltransferase activity. NCBI's taxonomy places the organism in Eukaryota, Metazoa, Arthropoda, Insecta, Hymenoptera, Colletidae. Bases 86 to 751 code for a protein of 221 amino acids.